Molecule: messenger RNA, 485 nt
Organism: Telopea speciosissima
Lineage: Eukaryota; Viridiplantae; Streptophyta; Magnoliopsida; Proteales; Proteaceae
Product: heavy metal-associated isoprenylated plant protein 6
Exons: 2
Coding region: 6-485 (159 amino acids)
Molecular function (GO): metal ion binding
Source: RefSeq, a predicted model, not a curated record
AUUGAAUGGCGAACUUGCAAAUUGUUCAGGCCCUGAGUGGCAAAAGUGUGGAGCCACAGCAUGUAGAAAUGAUGGUGCCUCUAUACUCUUACGGUUGCGGCAGAAAAAUAAAGAAGGCUCUCCUCUCCCAUUUCAGAGGGAUAUAUUCGGUAACAGUGGAUUACAAACUACAGAAGGUGACGGUGUGGGGUAUCUGCAACAAAUACGAUGUCCUAGCCACCAUCAGGAGGAAGAGAAAGGAAGCUCGUUUCUGGGACAUCGACCAGCUACCCUCUUACCAUCAUCACCAAGAUGAACCCACAUGUUCUUCUUCUUCUUCUUCUCUGCCGCCGCCGCCUCCUCCCCCUCCUCCUCCUCCUGCUACUGCUGCGACAACAACCAUGAUGAGCAUCAUCCCCAACAAGCUCUGCUCUCUCAGUCUCUACUGGAGAACAUGGAAGAAUAAGAAGGGUGACUUACUAAGAUCCUACUAUCGUAAGCAUUAG